AUGCGCUUCCCUGCCUUUUCCUUCCUCCUCGCGCUUCCUUCCUUUACUGUAGCGCUCGAUUCCGCUCCCAACUUGCCUGGUGCCAUCGAUAGUUCCCCUGCUCUCUUCCAGGAUGGCGAGAUUUCCCCUUCAAAGACUGAAGGUGAAGCGUCGAGCCUUGGUGACAAGUAUGACCAGCUCUUGGCCAUGGUAGACACUGUGAAGCAGGAUCCUGCUCCUGAUCUUUUUGACCUGCCCAAGCAGGUCAAGCUUAUGAAAGAGAUGGAGUCCUUCAACGCCACGGUGGAUUCCGUAGACUCGGUGAUCAACGCGAUCUUGGACGAAAACAACGAUCUGAUGAUUCCUCAGUUUCAAGAGCUCUUGCUGGCGGUGCAAGACAAGCUAGCGCAGACCCGUAGCUUGGCUUCGAGCAUUGCCGAAAUGGAAAUUGCUGCUCUUGACAGUAGAGCUCCAGGACGCCGUCUUGAUGAAAGUCCCCAGGAAGCCAGGAUCCAGGCUGACGGGACUGUGACAUUUGACCUAUCGGAGGCCGCUGCUACCCAGAAGACCAAGGACCUCCACACCAAGAUCCACAGCAAGUUAGACCCUGGUCGUAAAGUCAAGACUCACCCACGCUUCAAGCGCCAUUUUGACCUGCACGACGCUUUCCAAAAGGGAAGCCAUGGCUACAUCCAGCAAAAGAUUGAACACUUCCACAAAAAGGCAGCUCCGAGCAAGAAACAGGUUGAAGUCACGAACAAUGCUACAAUUGAGGUGGACUAUGAGGAAGACUAUGUCGACUCAGAUGGACAGCGUCGUCGCCGUCUCAACAGCAAGAAUGUGAGACGAGAGCAUUGUGAGCAAAUGGUUGGCUGCCUUUCCACUUGGUCCUUGUAUGAUCUUGUGGUCUACUUUUAUGGGCCGUAUGUCAACGACGACGGUGAAAUCAGCGAUGAGGCUGAGUCCAAGUUGGAUAAAGGCAUGUAUGGGCAAAUCAAGCGCAUCACCGACGUGAUGAAGAAGUUUGACAAGAAGAACUUCUACAAAACGAAAAACCUUGAUAACACUUGUCGAGAUCUUUUGGGGAAAUUUCAUCAGAUCCAGAACCACGACGAAAAAUUCCUCGAAUACCACGGCUCCACGUGGACCAGUGUCUGUCGAGCAGAAGGUGCCACAAAGUACAUCAUGUUCAGUGAGAUCAGGGACAAGGUCGGAGCAAGUAAUGAGAGGAAGGCCAUUGCUGACCAGGUUCAUGAAGAAUACGUCGCAUGUGCCAUGAAGCUAGGCGAAAAGUCUUUCUUUGACAAAAGUGGCGCCCCACGGCUUCCAACGGGAUUGAACAGUCGAGCCAGAAAUGGUCACUACCAGCCAAAGUCUCCCUACAAUUCGAACAACAACUUCAAGUUCGAGACUUUGUCCGUGAUGCAAUCAGCGGAGUCGACCAACAGCUUUAAGAUGCCAAAGGAUUUUGCUAAGUUUUGGAAGACCGGAAACAAGAAUAAGUCCAUUGAACCUGACUGGUACUCGUGGAGCAAGAAGCAAAACGGCUACACCAAAAAGAGCGCACAUUACAAAGACAGAGAUACAUGCAGGAUGAAGGUCGACAAACAUUACAAGGGUGAAUUCGAGAAGAAACCUUCUGUCAUCUUUGAAGGGGGCAAGAAAAGGACUUACGAUGACCUCAAAAUCAGAUGUAAAAUCAGUGGCAGCUAUACCGUUUGCAACGUCUAUUCAGGGAAAAAACUAGUCUGCCACGAAGCACAGUUCCGAAAUAAAGAUAUCGGGGACAGGUGUCCUGCUGAUUCCAUUAUUGGAGCAAUCAAGCUUCCCUUCAUCUCAAGAGGGAGGGUCAAAACCAAGACCAUUCGGUUUCCGUGCGAUCAAGAGAGAGUGUACAAGGUAGAGACCAUCUUCAGGUCUGCGACCGACAUGGACAAGUCAGCUGCUCUUUUCGUCGGUGAAAAAGUCAGUGUGGGAUCGGUCUGUGCCCACGCAGAAACCACUGGCAAGGUACCCGGAUUCUGCUGCGUGGAGCAGCCAUAUCAACGAAGUGGCGAUUUUUGGGGCACUGAAUUCUCUUGCGAUCUUGGAGAAAGCAAAUGCAAGUCCAAAGCGUCCGGGUUGGCCGGGUUCUCUCAGGAAUCGUGCAGUGCGUACUCUGGAAAGUUUUGUGCCUACCAUCGUGACUGUUCGACUUUGAAAACCUGCGUGGCAGAAGAGGUCAAAUGGGCGACUGGCAAGAAAAAGCAGGCUUACCUUGCAUAUGUGUCCGAAGCGCCGGAACUAGAAGACACAGGAGACGCUGAUCAGUGCGGGCAGGUUAGGGUUUACUUCGGUUUUGAGGAGGACUUCCCAGAUGAUGAGGAGAUUUGCGAGGACGUCCAGUUCCUGAGAGAAAAGACUGAAUUCAAUAAUCUUGAUAGUUUCUUGGGCAGUGGAAGCAGCGGUGGCGGAGAAAUCUCAGCGAAUGAUGGAGGCGAAACGGAGGAGCUCAAUGCCCCUGAAGAACCCGAGGUGCAAGAAAAGGCCCUCGACAAACUCUCCAAAACCAUUUACGUUUUUGACCAGACCUUGAAUUCUUUGGAGGAGUUCUACUCCAUUGCGGCAGACUUUGAGUGCCCUGAGGAUCUCACUGGAGGUGUCAAGACAGUCUGUGCGGUUGCAAAGAACGUUCUUGUUGUCGUUGCAACCGUCGCGUUCUUUGUCUCAAAGCGAGUCUUUUCAUCUUUGGAGGAUAGCUAUCCGGGCUUUGAGGAUUUUGGGUGGUACGAGAUCUACUCUCAAACCAUGGUGUCCUAUGACAACAUGGUUAUUCUCAAUGGCGGGAUCGCUGCCAUCAAGGGACAGAAUGUGGACAAUACGGAAGCACUCGCAGACCACAUCGAUGAUCGUGUAGACACGUUGAAAGAUCAUGUGGAGGAGGUCAUCACCGAGCACAUCGACUCGGUCUGCGGUGCUGUACGUCGCCAGCUGGGCAAUGUUGAGCCCUCUAAAGCAAAGUUCGCCGGUUGCGAUGGGCACGACCAAGACGGUGAUGGUGUCGCCGACAACUGCGAGGAGGAUCUGUUCCCACCUACACUUUCAUUCUCGUCCGCUUUGGAAUUUGUAAACAAUGGCGAGACAAACCAACUCCAGGGCAAAGUCUUCCGCGAUGCAAACGAGGCAUUGAGUUUGUUCCGAGGAGCUACCAACAUCGUCGAUGACUGCUCUUUAGCUCAAGACCUUGAUGUAAAGAUGGCAGUGCAGGAGUCUGGAGUGUGUCAGAGCGCCAUCUCGAUGACCCCCGUUCAGCGAUGCAACGACCGGGAAGUUCUGGGACUUUCGAAGCAAGUUGUCGUCCAGAUGGAUACUCAGGCACCCGAGGUAACAUGCGGCUUUGAAGGAUCCCAAAUGGGUGACAAGAAGACUCUUGUAGUUGAAGAAGGCAGUGACAUCUUCGAUGCUGGAUUCGUCUACCAGGUGGAUGAUUCGUGCUCGAAGAAAGUUGCUCUUGAGCUGUCCGUCAAUUCUAACGAGUUUGAUGGUUCCAAUGACAACGUGCAUCUCGCCAAGACGCGCGAUCGUAAAACCAUGUCCAUCAACCCCCAGGUGUUUGUCAAACCCUCUCGUUGCGCCUCCUCAAAGGGUGGAUUCUGCGUCAACGAUGCCAUCGAGCAGCGCAUCUACGAAAUCACUUUGAAAGCAACGGAUGAAGCUGGAUGGAUUAGCAAAGAUGUCUGCCGCGUGAUCGUCGUGCCCAAGAAGGAAGCAACCGAGGAGCGAGAACUCCGGGGUGUAGCAUCGGUUGCCCUCUCGGAGAAAGAAUCCGCGAAAUUGGUCACUGACUCUCAAAAGAGCUACGAGAUCGCCUCAACUUCGUGGACCAACAUCAUUCAGAAGUAA
Messenger RNA from Seminavis robusta, 3861 nucleotides. NCBI's taxonomy places the organism in Eukaryota, Bacillariophyta, Bacillariophyceae, Naviculales, Naviculaceae. The record is from the annotation of a GenBank genome assembly.